CAUCAUUGGCGAAUUAGGCUCCUGCAGAGGAGUUCCUUGGUGCAGUGGCGACUACGCCGCUGCAGAAAAUACUAAGAGGCAAUGAAGCGGUUGUUGAGAACGGUGUAGAUGUGGACAAUGCAUUGAUGGCAUGCACCAUAAUAUUGAGCGUGCAAAAGAUAAGCAAACCCAGCGCAACAAAAGCAAUCAGAGAUGUGCAAAAUCGGUGAACUGCCAUGUUAGCGACUACGUCCUAUGGUCUCGCGUCCAAGCGAAGACACGUGUGAACAAGUUGUCAGUAAAAUGGAUUGGUCCGUAUGGCGUGAUUGGUACCAAGACCAAUUCAUUCGAGAUUGAGCACCUAAUUAGUGUAAUAACGCGUGACGUGCACGCAUCCCGUCUGAAGCUGUACGUGGAUAAUAGCUUUGAUGUCAACGAGGAGAUUUGUAAGCACAUUGCAAACCAGGACGUGUACCUUACUGUCAAAUCAUUGAAGCAGCAUCGCGAGCACCCAUCGCAUAAUUACGAGCUACUCGUAAGAUGGGAAGGAUUGGAGGAUACUGAAGACUCCUGGGAGCCUAUUCAGACUAUGUACGAGGAUGUUCCAGUGAAAGUGCUGGAGUACGCCGAUGCGACCAAUGACUGUAACCUGCAUCAGUGGCUACUGAAACACAAGGGCCCUCUUCGUACUGCACCAACAUCAACGAAGAAGAAGCAGGGACGCAAACAAGCAAAGAAGCGCAAGAAUACCAAGGUUCCUCAAAACUGA
Phytophthora nicotianae INRA-310 is the source of this 748-nucleotide messenger RNA. RefSeq lists its product as hypothetical. The record is from RefSeq and is a predicted model, not a curated record. The transcript has a single exon. NCBI's taxonomy places the organism in Eukaryota, Oomycota, Peronosporomycetes, Peronosporales, Peronosporaceae. Bases 131 to 748 code for a protein of 205 amino acids.